Messenger RNA from Suillus discolor, 336 nucleotides. RefSeq lists its product as uncharacterized. The transcript is spliced from 2 exons. NCBI's taxonomy places the organism in Eukaryota, Fungi, Basidiomycota, Agaricomycetes, Boletales, Suillaceae. The record is from RefSeq and is a predicted model, not a curated record. The coding region runs from base 1 to 336 and encodes 111 amino acids.
AUGUCAGAUGAGCUGUUGGUGAAAUGCUCUAUCCACCUUGAUGGUGUUCCCCUGAAAGAUACGGUCAUUCAAGUGCGGACACGGCUUCUGCAACACAUGCAUCGAAAACCUUUUCCAAGCCGGACCUCCGCCUUUCAAAUGUCCUGUCGCAAGCAUAUCCAGCGCAAGGAUGCAUUUCAAAUAUUCUUAAACCCUCACCAAUCACUCACACAACCUGGCACACAAUCUCCCCGUAGAGAUUCGGGUGUCGAUAUUGAUUUUACACUUUCCGACGAUGCGGAUUCGACUAUUGAGCGCGUCUCUAGCCUCCGCAAGAAAACCCCAACGCUUGGAUAA